CCAGUUGGAUUGUUUAAUCAGGAUAUCAAGCCAAUGAGGGACCAGAUUGUUCGAGUGAAGAGAUAUGAAAAAGUCCCCCUAAUCCUAGUCGGGAACAAAGUGGAUCUGGAAUCUGAGAGGGAGGUCUUAUCUGCAGAAGGCAGAGCUUUGGCUCAGGAGUGGGGCUGUCCUUUCAUGGAAACAUCAGCCAAGAGUAAAACCAUGGUGGAUGAACUGUUUGCCGAGAUCGUUAGGCAAAUGAACUAUGCGUCCCUUCCUGAAAAACAAGAUCAGUGUUGUACAACUUGCAUUGUCCAGUGAGAAAAUAAAGAAAAACCUCAGUCAUGGCCAUACAGAGCAG
This is a messenger RNA of Pelodiscus sinensis (Chinese soft-shelled turtle), 340 nucleotides long. The record is from RefSeq and is a predicted model, not a curated record. NCBI's taxonomy places the organism in Eukaryota, Metazoa, Chordata, Testudines, Trionychidae.